AUGGCCUUUGUGACCCAAGAGUCGGACUUCCAGCACAUGCUUCGUGUAUGCAACACCAAUCUUGAUGGUAAGAAAAAGGUCCCAUAUGCGUUGACUGGGAUUAAAGGAUGUGGCAGACGUUUUGCCUUUCUUGUUUGUAAACGCGCUGGCAUCGACGUCAACAGACGUGCCGGUCUUUUAAAGGCCGACGAAGUCGACAAAGUCGUUGACAUCUUGACCAACCCAUUGAACUACAAAAUCCCCGUCUGGUUCUUGAACAGACAAAAAGAUAUUAAGGACGGAAAGAACUGUCAACUCAUUGCUAACGCCGUCGAAACUAGACUUAGAGAAGAUAUUGAGGCUCUUAAGAAGAUGAGAGCUCACAGAGGUCUUAGACAUUACUGGGGAUUGAGAGUCAGAGGUCAACACACCAAGACCACUGGAAGAAGAGGAAGAACCGUCGGUGUCUCCAGAACCAAAGCGCCAUCAGCUUAA
Entamoeba invadens IP1 is the source of this 474-nucleotide messenger RNA. Its product is annotated as 40S ribosomal protein S18, putative. Gene Ontology annotation, cellular component: ribosome; cytosol; small ribosomal subunit. Gene Ontology annotation, biological process: translation. Bases 1 to 474 code for a protein of 157 amino acids. The record is from RefSeq and is a predicted model, not a curated record. NCBI's taxonomy places the organism in Eukaryota, Evosea, Mastigamoebida, Endamoebidae. Gene Ontology annotation, molecular function: structural constituent of ribosome; RNA binding. The transcript is spliced from 2 exons.